This is a messenger RNA of Nelumbo nucifera (sacred lotus), 1392 nucleotides long. The record is from RefSeq and is a predicted model, not a curated record. Lineage: Eukaryota; Viridiplantae; Streptophyta; Magnoliopsida; Proteales; Nelumbonaceae.
CCUUUCGAUACCACUAGAUUUUGUUGAUUUAUUUUUAUGUGCAGGGGGAGAGAGAGAGAACGAAACAUCAUCUGACGAGUGGCGAGAAAAGCAAACGAAUGUUGUUCUCUCCGUACCCUAUUACUCCUUUCGUCUCUCUUCUUCUUCCUCUGCACUUUUUAUCUCUCAGCGUACUUACUCUCUUAAACUGAUAAUCCGAUUCCGAUCCAAACAAAUAAUAAGAGAGGGAAUGGCAAUUCCUCAACUCGUACCUUCCCCAUCUUCAACUCUCACUUAUAGACUUUCUUUAAGCCCUAAUUCUUCCUUAAACCCUACAUACAGACGCCUUGCCAAACCAUCGCAAUCACGAACAAAUAAUCUAGCUCCCUCUCAUCGCCGGAAACCUAAUCUUCUCCUCUGCUCCACCUCCUCUUUCUCCGAAAAACACUACACCGGCUCACCCAAAUCCGACGACCUAGUUGAACUCCCCCUCUUCCCUCUCCCUCUCGUUCUCUUCCCCGGUGCCAUCCUUCCCUUGCAAAUAUUCGAAUUCAGAUACCGCAUGAUGAUGCACACUCUCCUCCAGACCGAUCUCCGCUUCGGCGUCAUCUACUCCGACUCAGCCACCGGAACGGCCGAAGUCGGCUGCGUGGGCGAGGUCAUCAAGCACGAACGCCUCGUUGACGACCGAUUCUUCCUCAUCUGCAAAGGCCAGGAGCGAUUCCGCGUCGUCAAUCUUGUCCGGACCAAGCCCUAUUUGGUUGCCCUGGUUACGUGGUUGGAGGAUCGGCCUUCCGGCGACGGCGAUGGCAACUUGGAGGGGUUGGCAAAUGAAGUGGAGACUUGCAUGAAGGACGUGAUCCGCUUGUCUAACCGAUUGAAUGGAAAGCCCGAGAAGGAAACCCAGGAUUUGAGGAGGAAUCUGUUUCCCACUCCUUUUUCAUUCUUCGUCGGAAGUACAUUCGAAGGGGCGCCCAGGGAACAGCAAGCCUUGUUGGAAUUGGAGGAUACGGCGACCAGAUUGAAGAGGGAGAGGGAAACCUUGAGGAAUACGCUUAAUUAUUUAACUGCUGCAUCGGCAGUUAAAGAUGUCUUCCCGUCUUCUUGAAUUAAGGCAGAAGGGACUGAGAGAAAGAAGUUUGGGAUUUCAAAAGCAGAUCGAGAGAUGAAGCGUCAGUAGCGGCGGCCAAAAAAACAGAGAAAAAGAAAGAGAAUUAACUGUUACUGGUGCAUAGAUUUCUGGCAUAGUGAAUCUAUAAGAAUGUAAAUUUUGAUCUGUAGCUUGAUUUGCUUUCAUUGGCUCAUCGCCGUUUAUCAUGUAUAAUAGCCAAUUUUCAUCUGGAUACUUGUCUGCUAUUUUCAAGUCUGGUAAAUAAACGGAGUACCUUCGAGCGAUUAUAAUGUUGUUUUUUA